CCCAACCGAUCUCUUUCUCCCCAAAUCUUCAUCAUCAAUCAAUCAGGCAGCAAUAGAUAGAUAUAUUAAGAUAGAUAGAUAUAGAGAUGGAAACACUGAAUCAGAGCCUGAUAUCAGCUGCUGCUUCUAAUUUCAGUUCUAGUAGAUCUGUUAUUUAUGGACAAUCAUUGUCCCUCAGCAGCAGCAGCAGCUCCACCUCACCGUCUUCCAUCGUUUGUCAAAAAAGGCGGCGUAAUAAUAAUAAUAAUAUUAAAAUAUCAGCUUCAAUAGCCGUUGACAAAAAAGUCGCUCUUAUCAGAAUUGGCACCAGAGGAAGUCCUUUAGCUUUAGCACAAGCUUAUGAGACACGGGAGAAGCUCAUUGCUUCAAGUGCCGAGUUAGCCGAAGAGGGAGCUAUUGAGAUUGUGGUGAUCAAAACCACAGGUGAUAAGAUAUUGAGUCAACCGCUUGCAGAUAUUGGUGGCAAGGGUUUGUUCACUAAAGAAAUAGAUGAGGCUCUUCUAAACAGUGACAUCGACAUUGCUGUUCAUUCGAUGAAAGAUGUCCCUACUUAUCUCCCUGAUAAAACAAUUUUGCCUUGCAAUCUUCCACGUGAGGAUGUCCGUGAUGCAUUUAUUUCCUUGAAUGCGACUUCAUUAGCCGACCUUCCAGCCGGCAGCGUUGUGGGCACUGCAUCACUCAGGAGAAAGUCUCAACUGCUUCAUAGAUAUCCGUCACUCUCUGUGCUGGAAAAUUUCCGAGGCAAUGUGCAGACUAGGUUAAAGAAACUAAAUGAUGGUGUUGUUGUAGCAACAUUAUUAGCAUUAGCUGGACUCAAACGGUUAAGUAUGACUGAGCAUGUGUCUUCAAUUCUUUCUAUUGAUGAUAUGCUUCCAGCUGUUGCACAAGGUGCAAUCGGGAUUGCUUGUCGAAGUGAUGAUGAUAAGAUGGCUAAUUACAUUGCAAAGCUGAACCACGAAGAAACAAGAUUAGCAGUUGCAUGUGAAAGGUCUUUUCUGCUGACACUUGACGGCUCCUGCAGGACACCCAUUGCAGGAUAUGCCUGUAGAGACGAAGAUGGUAAUUGCCUCUUUAGAGGUUUGGUGGCCUCACCAGAUGGAACCAAAGUACUAGAAACGUCCAGAAAAGGAUUAUACGCUUAUGAAGAUAUGAUUCUGAUGGGGAAGGAUGCUGGUGAGGAACUACUCUCACGUGCAGGUCCGGGUUUUUUUGACAGUUGAGGUCUUCACAUGCGGAUUUAUUUUGACUAGUUUCUGGUGAGUUGUUUUGGUUUGCUCUAUCAUUCAUGUAAUUUAAGAAUAGAAUUUGAUUGGUUGUAAUUUCGUGUAUGACAAACAGUAGAAUGUCAGAUUUUUAUUAUCAUUCGUGUAAUUUUAGAAUAAAUUUUCCA
Messenger RNA from Erigeron canadensis, 1390 nucleotides. RefSeq names its product porphobilinogen deaminase, chloroplastic. Gene Ontology annotation, cellular component: cytoplasm. The record is from RefSeq and is a predicted model, not a curated record. Gene Ontology annotation, biological process: heme biosynthetic process. The transcript has 5 exons. Gene Ontology annotation, molecular function: hydroxymethylbilane synthase activity. Bases 87 to 1220 code for a protein of 377 amino acids. NCBI's taxonomy places the organism in Eukaryota, Viridiplantae, Streptophyta, Magnoliopsida, Asterales, Asteraceae.